Schizosaccharomyces japonicus yFS275 is the source of this 2245-nucleotide messenger RNA. Its product is annotated as TOM complex subunit Tom70. Gene Ontology annotation, cellular component: mitochondrial outer membrane. Lineage: Eukaryota; Fungi; Ascomycota; Schizosaccharomycetes; Schizosaccharomycetales; Schizosaccharomycetaceae. The transcript has a single exon. The record is from RefSeq and is a predicted model, not a curated record. The coding region runs from base 28 to 1944 and encodes 638 amino acids.
AAAAAAUUCCUGCCCAGAACCAUCAACAUGCCUGAGCCGGCAAUAGUUAGUGUCAGCGUUCCUGCUGAGAAUCACGGUUUAUGGUCCUCAUUUACCUCGUUUGUUGAGCGACACAAGAAGCUCGUGUACACCACGGGCAUUCUUGCUGUCUGCGCUGGCGUCGGCGGUGUUUAUUAUGUUCACACACAAAAACAAAAGUCGAAGAAGUCGAAGAAGUAUCGUAAGAUUCCUUCGGACGAAAAGUUGAAGAAAAUGCCACAGUCGGAGGAAAAUGUUGAUACUGCUGAAAAGCAGACAUCCUCUGUAACUGAGACAAAGCAAGAGCCUGUGAGUCAGUCUGAAGCGGUCGAUGCGAAGACGGACUUGGCUGCAGCGGGAGCAGCAGAGGCUGCUGCUUCCUUGAAAAAGAAAAAGAACAAAAAGAAGAAGUCCAAGAAGAAGGUGGAUGAUGAAAAAAUUGCACUCACAGCUCAAAAGCUGAAGGAAAUGUCGCAAGAAGAGCGAGAAAAACUUGCUACGGAACUGAAAACGGAAGGCAAUCUUGCUUAUGGCCGUAAGGACUAUGUGAAAGCCAUUGAGCUGUACACACAGGCUAUUAUUUACAACCGGGACCCAAUUUACUUCUCCAACCGUGCAGCUUGUUUUGCUGCUAUUGGUGAUUAUAACAAGGUAGUAUCUGAUACUUCAGAGGCUUUGAGCAUGAACCCCACGUAUGUGAAAGCCCUGAACCGUCGAGCAGCUGCGUACGAGCAACUGGAUCGCCUGGAUGAGGCUCUAAUGGAUUGCACUGUUUCUUGUAUUUUUGAUGGAUUCACCAACGAGGCCUUAACCGCAAGCGUUGAACGUUUGCUGAAGAAGGUUGCCGAACGCAAAGCUGAAGCACUCAUGAAGACGCGUGAACGCAAACUGCCUAGCGCAACAUUUAUUCGGACAUAUCUCGAUUCUUUCAGAGCUCAACCUGCUUUGGAGUAUGAAAACGGAAACGAGGGUGAUGCCGCCUUGGCUGCGUCUAUUGAGGCUCUUGAGCAAGGCAAGUUUGCUGAGUCUCAAGAACUGGUGAACAAGGCAUGCGCUACUGGCUGCAGUUCGGAUAAGCUUUCUGCUCGUGCAUAUAACCUUGUUGGUACAUACAAGUUUGUUUCUGGUGACUCGAAGGAGUCAAUUGCCGACUUUGAGAAAGCCAUUGAGCUUGAUCCCACUUUCAUUCAACCUUAUGUUCGACUUGGUGCUGCAUACUUAGACGAGAACGAGCGCGACAAGAUGUGGAAGACAUUUGAAAAGGCCGAGUCCGUAUCUACCACAGACCCUGAUCUGUAUUACCAUCGUGCUCAAGUUCACUUCAUCUCUGGUGACUUUGCUAAAGCAAUCAAGGAUUAUCGCAAAUCUAAUGAAUUGGACGACACGUUCAUUUACGGUUACAUCCAACUCGCCGUUGCGCAAUACAAAUCAAACGAGGUUGAAGAAGCCGUAAAGACGUUCGAGAUGUGCAAGGAGCGCUUCCCUGACAGCGGAGAAGUGUACAACUACUAUGGUGAAAUUCUGCUUGACCAACAAAAGUUUGACGAGGCUUUGGAUCACUUUGAUCGCGCCAUCGAGCUCGGCAAGAAGAAAUCAGCACAGAAUGUCAUGAAUGCUAUGCCCCUCAUCAACAAGGCUCUGACCGUUUUCCAGGCUAAGCGCGAUGUGGACCAAGCUGAGAAGCUUUGUCAACAAGCCCUCGAUGCCGAUCCGGAGUGUGACAUUGCUGUGGCCAGCAUGGCUCAGUUCUUGUUGCAGCAGGGCAAGCCUGUCGAGGCACUCAAAUACUUUGAGAAGUCUGCAGACCUUGCUCGCACAGAAAGCGAGAUGGUAAAUGCAUUCUCAUACUCCGAAGCUACUCGCACACAAAUUGCCCUGACCGACCGCUAUCCUGAGCUUGUUGGCCGUCUGAAUCCGGUCGUGUAAGGCGGCUAUGAUAGAGACGAAGGCAAAAUUGCGAUUGCUACUCUGCGGCUUUCGCUAAACUGCGGCGUUCUCGUAGUUUUAUUCCACGGUGUUCGUUGGACGAUGCAUCGCAACGGGUAAAUCGUGAGAACGCAGCGCUAAUUGUAUAUGCAAUGGCAUGACCAAUACCCACACUGUAUUCCUGCCAACAAACGUCCGGACUAUUGCUAAUGAUGCUACGGAAUGAAUGAAAUUUGGUUGACGAAGACAGAACCGUAAUGGAGCAAGCAAGCUUUAAACCGGAAACGCCAAAGAGAACACG